This is a messenger RNA of Aspergillus saccharolyticus JOP 1030-1, 864 nucleotides long. RefSeq lists its product as uncharacterized. The coding region runs from base 322 to 783 and encodes 153 amino acids. The record is from RefSeq and is a predicted model, not a curated record. Lineage: Eukaryota; Fungi; Ascomycota; Eurotiomycetes; Eurotiales; Aspergillaceae. The transcript is spliced from 3 exons.
CGAAUGCUACCUGACCUACUGUAACUACAGAGUAAUGCACAGCACAUACGCCACCGCAAAGGCGAUGCAAGGGGACUCAGCCAGAGCUGUCAGAACUCAUAACACGGACCUUUUCCUUUCCCUCUUCCCAAAGACCAUCAAUUACCCGUUCAAGCACCCGGCCAUGGGCAUCACCGUGGCACUGCACACCUUGCUGCCUCAACCGCUAUGCAGUUGCCGACCGAGUGGCCAUUAGCGAUUACAGACCCGACUGAGCUUUUCGCAUCCGUCCGCGCUCAGAUACAGGCAUGACUCGUCAGUGUUGCCACUGUUUCAGGAUUCAUGGCGCAGGUACCAGGGUCUCAUCUAUCCCAUCCCAUCUCGUCGCUGUGCUUCUCUCUUACAGUGAUAGUGCAGGCAUUCGUCGAUGACAAAAGCCAUAUCAUUCCCAGGAGCGAUAAGACCAAGAGAAGGACAGGCACUCUGCUCUACCGCUCGACCGUCGGAAACUUUGGUCUCCAGUACAAGGAUUUGGAAGCUUGGAGUCUAGUCGUGGAGGGGCGCUCUAAAUGUCAAGAUUUUUCCUUGCCACGCCGACAAGUUACGACUACUGCUAACUUAUUCGAACACUCUCGUAGGCAAUACGAACAACGGCCCAUAACGCGACCAUGCAACUUUACUUAUUCAGCUCGAGAGACUACUAUCGGUCAAUCUCCACUGUCCACAAAGAAUUGCUCCAUUCUUCUUCUCUGUCCCCGUAACUCCAUCGCUGUCCAACAGCUAGUUAGAUUCCUACCUCCUUAGACAUCAAUUGGUGCCUACUGCUUAGCGGCGGUCAUUUAGUCAGGGGAGUAGCAAGUGAUUAAGCAAACGCCGAAAAGGAGG